AUGCCUUCUCUCCUUCCUAUACCUCCUCUUUCUCCUCUGCCCCUCUCGCUCUCCUUCUUUAUCUCUCUCCUCUUUCUCUUGUUCCUCCUUUUCCAUCUCUCCCACUGCUCCUUAGUCUCUCUCCUCUCCCUCCUCUUCUUCCUCUCUCAUCCAUCUCAUCGUCCUCUCCUUCCUUUUCCCCUUUCGCUCUCCUCUCCCUCCUCUACCCCCUCUCCCUUCUUGCUUCCUAUCCCUCCUCUUCCUCCUCUUCCCCCUCUCCCACCUGCACACCUGAAGGAACUCCUUGUCCUCACUCCCUCCUCACUCUCUCCUCACUCUCUCCUCACUCUCUCCUCACUCUCUCCUCACUCUCUCCUCACUCUCUCCUCACUCUCUCCUCACUCUCUCCUCACUCUCUCCUCACUCCCUCCUCACUCUCUCCUCACUCUCUCCUCACUCCCUCCUCACUCUCUCCUCACUCUCUCCUCACUCCCUCCUCACUCCCUCCUCACUCCCUCCUCACUCUCUCCUCACUCUCUCCUCACUCCCUCAUCACUCUCUCCUCACUCCCUCCUCACUCCCUCAUCACUCUCUCCUCACUCCCUCCUCACUCCCUCCUCACUCUCUCCUCACUCUCUCCUCACUCUCUCCUCACUCUCUCCUCACUCUCUCCUCACUCUCUCCUCACUCCCUCCUCACUCUCUCCUCACUCUCACCUCACUCUCUCCUCACUCUCUCCUCACUCUCUCCUCACUCUCUCCUCACUCCCUCCUCACUCCCUCCUCACUCUCUCCUCACUCUCUCCUCACUCUCUCCUCACUCUCUCCUCACUCCCUCCUCACUCCCCACUCUCUCCUCACUCUCUCCUCACUCCCUCCUCACUCUCUCCUCCUCACAGUUCCACCGAGCAUAUUAGCAGCAGAGGCUAAUCUCCCACCAGUGUCACUUCCCUCUGCCGGCUCUGUCCCGCUGCGAGCCGACUGCUUUGUUUAA
Molecule: messenger RNA, 972 nt
Organism: Knipowitschia caucasica
Lineage: Eukaryota; Metazoa; Chordata; Actinopteri; Gobiiformes; Gobiidae
Source: the annotation of a GenBank genome assembly